CAUCGUAUUCGGUGAACGGGGGAAACUACAGAAUUCCAUCUCGCCUCAUCCCUCUUGCUCCGGAAGAUUCGGAGGCUCAGUGCAUUCUGUUGACGUCUCUAACAUAACAUUACUUCGUAAUACCCGGCAAACAUACAAUUACCAGAAUAUAACUACCAGAACUUCAACAGACCCAUCUACAUCACAUCAGCCAUUCCAUUUUCUUGUGUCUACAUGUUCCAUCGCGAUACCGGACCUAGGGAAUCGCUUGCCGACAUGUGGCCGUUAUCUUACUGGGUGUGGCCCAUCAUAUCGGGGAUUGUCUGGCUGAUCACCCUUCUCACGCUUCUCCUCUACUGGAUCGUCGAAGAAAACAGUAGAUUCUACCCCUCCAUGUCCUCCGGUCAGACCAUAGCAUACAUUAGCGACGUUGGCGCCUACCGUCUCAAACCGCUCUUCAUCGCCGGGUGCGCCAUUUCCGCCAUAUUUCUAAACCUCUCUAUUUUCGCCGACCGCUGGCUACGAAGUAAGGGCCGCCUGGUCCCCAAUGCUAGUAUCGGGGGAAAGAUCCUCACCAUCCUGAGCAUCAUCUUCUCCAUCGUCGGCGGCGUCGGUUGGAUCCUCCUCGCAGUCUUCGACACCUACAACUACACCGACCUACAUCGUCUCUUCCUAGCUCUCUUCAUCGCCGGCUACCUUCUUUCCGCCAUCUUCAUAUGUUGGCAAUACCAGCGGCUGGGAUCUAAGAAUCGCGGUCACCGGGCUCUUUACAUCUCCUUCUGGGUGAAGCUUGCCUUUAUCGUCGUCGAGCUCGGCCUUGCCAUCGGCUUCGGCAUGACUAUGAGAAGCGGCGUACCAAACCACGCUGCCAUCCUCGAAUGGGUCAUCGCCGUGAUCUUCUCCUUCUACAUUUUCUCCUUCGCCGCGGACCUUUGGCCCGCUGUUCGCACUAAACGCCAUGAGAUGCGCUUCCGAAAAUCCGACGUGGCCAACCCCGCCAUCCCUGGGUCAGGUUCCGAUUCCCGUCCGGACUCCGACUUCUCCAUGAACGGCUUUGACAUGACUGAGCAAGGCCUCGGCGUGCGUCCGGGGGCGCCGCACUCGACACUGCCACUUACGGAGAGAAACACUGCGCCUAACAAUGUUUAAUUUAUGUAGACAAGGAAUGCAGGGAGCCUGCUCACCCUCCUUUCUCCCCCCCCUUUUUUUGGAAUUUUUUUUGGCACCGUUUCUUUCCCUUGUUUCUUCGUACAGAGGCACCGAUGCCAU
This is a messenger RNA of Sodiomyces alkalinus F11, 1248 nucleotides long. RefSeq lists its product as hypothetical. The transcript is spliced from 3 exons. The record is from RefSeq and is a predicted model, not a curated record. Lineage: Eukaryota; Fungi; Ascomycota; Sordariomycetes; Glomerellales; Plectosphaerellaceae. Gene Ontology annotation, cellular component: plasma membrane. The coding region runs from base 214 to 1128 and encodes 304 amino acids.